This is a messenger RNA of Perkinsus marinus ATCC 50983, 537 nucleotides long. RefSeq lists its product as hypothetical. The transcript has 5 exons. The record is from RefSeq and is a predicted model, not a curated record. Bases 1 to 537 code for a protein of 178 amino acids. NCBI's taxonomy places the organism in Eukaryota, Perkinsozoa, Perkinsida, Perkinsidae.
AUGCCUGUUUGCCUAGCACAGGGGGCGAGAGUCAUCCGUCAUAGCAAACAAAGAACUAUGUCGAAUAUAGAUUAUUUUGAUGAUGUCGAUUCUGUGCAAGUAGAGUUUCUGGUCGAGCAGUGUAAGAAGUUGCAUUACUUGGCCGUACAUCGUGAGGAGCAGAGGAGGCUGGUCCAAGAGCAGCUGGACGAACAUAUGGAGGGAACUGAUACGAAGGAUUUCCCAGAGGUUUCCGACCGGUCUAUGGUAGAGGACAGCACGACUAAGCACGACUGCAUACGGGCUACUAUACUACGGCAAGAGUUGAAAAUUCAGGAAACUGUGAUCGAGCAACUUCGGAAAGAUCUCAUUGAUGCGAAGGCGACUAUAGUAAAGCUGGAGGUUCGCUUAGUGGAUGCGGCGACUGAGGAGGAGGAGCAAGCAGAGGUACCAUUAGUAGGCUGCAGAAGCGAUGUGGAGUCGGUGGAUUCUAGUAGUGAGUGUCAGCAGCAAGGGCAGCAGCAGGAACAGCCUCGGGUCAAGUUGACUAUAUCCUAA